CCCCCGAAUAUACUGUAGGGAUCUGUGGGCGAUCGACUCUAGGAAGAGAUGGACCCAUCCACCACCUUCUGGAGGACUUAACCAUCCCCGGAUUUUCAAGAAGACCCGUCCGAGUUUCCAGGGGAUCCGAGGGUCAACCACCAUUGUCGCCUCGCCGCAACAAACCAAGUGUAGCAGGGCCCCUACUGGGCAGUCUGCACUAUAAAUCUUCACCAUCGUCGUCGUCAUUCAUCAUUCGUAAGCAGCCCGCUGUUGGUAGAAGGAAGCCAGAAUUAGAAGAACACCUCAAUAUGAAUGCGACGACUCUCGUAAAUACGACAGAGUACAUCAUCCAGAGAAAGCCUGUGUACAUAAACUACAGCAUCAUAGCUGUUCCUGUUCUCUUGUCUUUAGGAAUCAUAACUGGUAACGGUAUGGUUAUUGGUGCCUGUUGUCAUUUAUCCAAGAAAACCAGCCGCACUGUCAGCUUCAUUUUGGCAUUGUCCAUCGCAGACUUUGCUACUGGCGUUGGAAUGAUAAUAAACGUAUUCAUGAGAGUUCCCAAUCAUUUAUUGUCUCAGAAAUUUCCAUGCCUUCUGUCCUACGAAAUUUUCUCUACCAUGGCUUUGAUUUCCAUGAAUUUAUUGGCUUGCACGACAUUUGACAGAUUUCUCUCUAUUUACAAGCAUGAAAAACAAAAGGAAUGGAAUACACAGAAAUCGGUAAAUAUUCAAAUUUGUUGUUCUUAUUUUUGUGGAUUCGCCAUUGGUUUCUUGCCAUUUCUUGGACUAAACCGAUGGGAAAGUGGUAUGAAAUGUGCAUUCAAAGAUAUCUACCCUUCGGAACUAUAUUUUAUCAAGUCCUCCGCAAUGUUUGUUGGAUUUGGUGUCAGCUUUGUCCUCUACGUCUUCAUUUUACGAAAAGCAUGGCGGGUCCAUAAUGGCAGACAUAUUGAAGUAUUGCAUACUGCAGCUAUGAGACAGCGAAACAACUUCAUAUUGGCAAAACUGGUAGGGAUCAUUACCAUUUUGAAUAGCAUUUGCUGGAUGCCUUAUUCCUUCAUGAUCUUUUUGUGUGGGAUCACCAAUCAAGCAAUUGACGCAACGCACGUGGUGUUUGCGCUCUUGCUUCUAGGAUUUACCACCUCUUUCAUUAAUCCAGUAAUAUACGCUUUGAAUAGGAAAGAUUUCCGUGCAGUUUGGCGAAACUGGUGUCGCUGCUGCAGUCGUUGAUAAUUCUUACACUGUUAUGUCUGGCGUGAUAUUAAUUAGGAACGCUCCUAACACAUACAAUUAUGUAGAUCAUGUGUUUACUUUUAUGUACAUGUUUAAUUGUUUGAAUCACUAAGGUGAUUUUCCAUAAAGUACAUACAACCUCUCCCAUUUUCUGAUAUCCUUUGGUGCGCGGAAACAAACAAUAUAUAAUGGAAGACUUUGGUCAUCUUGGGACUAUAAGGAAGUGAAAACGUAUUAUCUAAGCACAUACUCGGAUACGAACCAAAUUCUCCCUGAGUGAUAUUGUAGUGGGUGUUACUAUAAUUAUCUGAAUUAAACACGUUUCCAGACAUGGUCAGUUUGGCGUGGUAUACAUUCUGAAUGUUGUCCGCGGUUUUGGUUUACAAAUGUAGGUAUGGACGCAGAGAUGUUUGCAGUUACCCAUGCCGAGUGUUCUUGGUUUAUGUCUUUCCGAGCUGAGUGUUCUUGGUUUAUGUCUUUCCGUGCUGAGUGUUCUUGAAAUGCAUGUGUGGUGUUUAGUGGUGUUGUGAGGC
Molecule: messenger RNA, 1747 nt
Organism: Ostrea edulis (European flat oyster)
Lineage: Eukaryota; Metazoa; Mollusca; Bivalvia; Ostreida; Ostreidae
Product: G-protein coupled receptor 6-like
Exons: 2
Coding region: 291-1211 (306 amino acids)
Biological process (GO): G protein-coupled receptor signaling pathway
Cellular component (GO): membrane
Molecular function (GO): G protein-coupled receptor activity
Source: RefSeq, a predicted model, not a curated record